This is a messenger RNA of Mixia osmundae IAM 14324, 3699 nucleotides long. RefSeq lists its product as uncharacterized. Bases 1 to 3699 code for a protein of 1232 amino acids. Gene Ontology annotation, cellular component: membrane. Gene Ontology annotation, molecular function: phosphorelay sensor kinase activity. The record is from RefSeq and is a predicted model, not a curated record. Gene Ontology annotation, biological process: cellular hyperosmotic response; phosphorelay signal transduction system; phosphorylation. NCBI's taxonomy places the organism in Eukaryota, Fungi, Basidiomycota, Mixiomycetes, Mixiales, Mixiaceae. The transcript has 12 exons.
AUGGCAGCAGAGGCUGCGCAGACGAAUCAGGCCACUUGCGCAGAUGCCCCAGAUCUCGCAAGACAUCACGGCGAUAACGUGAAUGAAGAAAACGCCGCCUGCCUAGACAUGACUUCACGUCGUCCCUCCCUCGCUGCUCUGCCCAUGUCCAACACAACUUCGAGCAACAGCAUGCACACUUCGAGCAGCCAGUACUGGCGUGAUGACCCCUGUCCAACCUUGCACGAGCGCAAAGACUCAACGAUCACAUCGAACCUCUCUACGACCUCGCUAGACACGCUCAAUGACAGCUUCGAUAGCGAGAUUGAUCGGAAUGCCUCGCUUGCCAUGACACUCGACACCAAGGCCACCUUUGCACUCCUCACACAGCUAGACAAAGACCCACAAGGCUUGAUCGAACGCAUCUCUCGCUUUCCCAUCAGCCAGUCAUCUUUCAAAGCCGUCUCACGCCUGGCAAACCAACUUGAAGCGGCGCAACUGAAACCUCACAUCAAUCCCAGCACCCAACAUCUCACCCAUGAUGCCAUUCACCGAGCUCAGCGCACUUCGGAUGACGUUGAUGAUUUUUGCAAGGAGCUCGUUCGUAUCGUCGACUCCGUGCGCAAUGGCAGCCUCGCCCACAAAUUUGCCGUCUCAAAGUCCAGCGAUGUGUUCUUUGGACCCAAGCAAGCCAUCAAUGAGCUCGUUACCAGUCUGCGCUCAUUUGCAGAGACCGUCGACGCAUCUAUGAAAGAGGCCGAGGCUGACCGCGUUGUCACGGAGAAUCUGGACGACAGCGAGCGCAUCCUCGAUAGUCCGCAUAGAUCAUGUCCCAUCGAGCUCGAAGGUCAAGCAGGUCAAUGGCAGACGGUAGCCGAGAACAUUGCCACCAUGGCUCAUCAGAUUGUCUCCCAACGCCGCUCGGUCCGCUCGAUUGCAUCUGUCGUCGCUGCCGUGGCCGAUGGCGAUCUCUCAAAGACUGUCGACAUCGACGUACAAGGCGACUUUCACGAGCAGAAGCGCAUCGUGAACGCGAUGGUCAAAUCGCUCAAGACUUUCUCAAUCGAAGUCAACAGAGUCGCCAAAGAGACCGGCACAGACGGUCAGCUCGGCGGUCAUGCGAACGUUCAAGGCGUCAAAGGAGAGUGGAAGAAUCUUACUGACAACGUGAACCUCAUGACGAGCAACCUUACGACGCAAGUACGAUCUAUUGCCGCUGUCACAAAGGCUGUCGCUGAAGGUGACCUCUCUAAGAAGAUUGAAGUCGACGUAAAGGGCGAGAUUGCCAACCUCGUCGAGAUUGUCAACAACAUGGUCGACAGUCUCCGACUCUUUGCUUCCGAGAUCAGUCACGUCGCAGUGGCAGUUGGCACGAAAGGCAAUCUCGGCGUCACCGCAAAAGUCGAUAACAUCAGCGGUACAUGGUCCGAGAUCACAGGCAACGUGAAUUGCAUGGCGAACAACCUUACGAGUCAGGUGCGGGCGUUUGCCCAGAUUGCCACUGCGGCUGCCAAUGGCGAUUACUCUUCUGUCGUGACUGUCGAGGCCAGUGGAGAGUUGCUAGGACUCAAGAAGCAAAUCAACACUAUCGUCUUCAGCUUGCGCGAGAGCCUGCAGCGCAAUGCCGCUGCCAGAGAAGCUGCCGAAUCUGCCAAUCAGAGCAAGUCUUCCUUCCUCGCCACCAUGAGUCACGAGAUCCGCACGCCGAUGAAUGGCAUCAUCGGAAUGACGCAUCUGACGCUCGAGAGCGAUCUCACUCGUCAGCAGCGCGAGAACCUAAUGAUCGUUUCUGCUCUGGCUAACUCUCUCCUACUCAUUAUUGACGACGUUCUCGAUCUUUCCAAGGUCGAAGCAGGUCGAAUGACAAUUGAGGAAAUUCCGUAUUCUCUUCGAGCGACCAUGUUUAGCGUGUUGAAAUCGCUUGCCGUCAAGGCCUCGCAGAACAAGCUUGGACUACUCUACAAGGUCGAGCCAGAUGUUCCAGAUUGUCUCGUUGGCGAUCCCUUUCGGCUCCGUCAAGUCUUGACCAAUUGCGUCGGCAACAGCUGCAAGUUCACAGAGACUGGCAAUGUGACAGUGUCCUGCAGGAUGGCUGACAUCCAGCCAGAGGGCGGCCAUCUGCUCGAGUUCUGCGUGGCCGACACCGGUAUUGGUAUCAAGGCUGACAAGCUCGAUCUGAUCUUUGACUCUUUCUGUCAAGCCGACGGCUCUACCACCCGACGCUACGGUGGCACAGGACUCGGUCUGACGAUCAGCAAACGCCUUGUCUCCCUCAUGGGUGGCGACCUAUGGGUAAAGAGCACAUAUGGUCAAGGCUCGCAAUUUUACUUUACGAUCCACUGUCGAUCUGGAGCAUGGACGCACGAGUCUAUUCGCUCCAAGAUGGCCGUUUAUGCUGGCCGAAGAAUUCUGAUCAUCGACACCUUUGAUCACUCGCAUGCGAUGAAAGCUGCAGCUGCUGAAUGCGGCCUCGAGGCUGAUGUCGUUACUUCGGUCGAAGCAGCCUGUGAGCGUCAGGCGCUCGGCCUUACGUAUGACGGCCUCGUGGUAGAUCAGAUCAAGACCGUCGAAGCUUUGCGAGAGAUUGAAGAAUUGCGCUACAUUCCUCUCGUCCUUGUCACAACCCAGCUGCCGAAGAUCGAUCUCAAGGGCUGUCUCGACAAGGGCAUCGUGAGUGCAGUCGAUGCCGAGUGUGAUUGCCAGGCUCUGGCCAAUGCGCUCAUGCCCGCCCUCGAGACCUCUCAUCGUAAUGGCUGCGAAGCAAACGGCGAGAGCGCUUGCUGUCUUCUUGCCGAAGACAAUGCAGUCAAUCAGAAGGUGGCAGUCAAAUUCCUGGAGAGCGCAGGCCACAAGAUCACCAUUGUCGAGAACGGCGCACUCGCGGUCGAAGCGGUCAAGCGUCGCUCGCCCUCUUUCGACGUGAUCCUCAUGGACGUCUCGAUGCCGGUCAUGUCUGGUCUGCACGCAACAGAGAACAUCAGACGCUACGAGGAAGAGAAUGGCCUUGACCGCACGCCCAUCAUCGCCUUGACGGCGCAUGCCAUGCUUGGCGAUCGCGAGAAGUGCCUCUCUGCGGGAAUGGACGACUAUCUCUCGAAACCUCUCCGCAAGCCUGAGCUUCUGGGCAUGAUCUCGUCGCUCGUCUCGUUCCGUAGACUGAGUGCUGGCGCCAGCAAAUCGUUUUGCGUUCGUCAUAUGACCACUCGCAAGCCAGGCAUCGCCAAGCCUGGCGUUGUGCUGUCCCAGACGGCAUUACCAAAUCGUGCGCAAAUCUUGAGCCUCAGGCUGCAGUACGCUGCCUUCAAGGUCGAGCAUGGCUGGCAGAAUCAGAAGCUGGGCGAAGUAGAGAAUCUCUAUUGGAGCAAGCAGAAGAAUCAAGCCGCCAGUGGACACAGUGAAGACGUCCAGGCACCCUCAUCGUCAUCAUCCGUCGGCGGCGGCAAGACGAGCUCUCCCGCCCUGCGCAGUCCGGCAGUCUUUGUUGAGCCCAACGCUAGCAAACGAAGACGGACGAGCACCAAUGAAGCAUCAGAGCUGAUCACUCAAAAGCGCCCGAGGACGAGAGAACAGAGUGUCAGCGGGACGACGGCAACACCGCUGCGUUCACCUACACGAGCAAAAGAUCAAACACCAUCCAGUGGAUCUGGCCUGACUUAUGCCAGCUUCUGGGAGACGCUAGGCAAUCGCGCAGCGCUCAAACCAUCAGAACAAGCCAAUUAA